This is a messenger RNA of Staurois parvus, 1119 nucleotides long. The record is from the annotation of a GenBank genome assembly. Lineage: Eukaryota; Metazoa; Chordata; Amphibia; Anura; Ranidae.
AUGGCGGCGGGGGUAGCGGCAUGGCUGCCCUUUGCACGGGCUGCUGCUAUUGGCUGGAUGCCAGUGGCCUCGGCGCCUAUGCCCCCUCCACCCAGAGGUGAGAGAAAGAGGACUCAGGACACCUUGAUUGUUUUAAAUGUAAGUGGUACCCGCUUUCAGACAUGGCGAAACACUCUGGAGCGUUACCCUGACACACUGCUUGGCAGCACGGAACGAGAUUUUUUCUUCAACCAGGACACCGGAGAAUAUUUCUUUGACAGAGACCCGGACAUUUUCCGCAACAUUCUCAACUUUUACCGCACAGGUCGACUUCACUACCCACGCCAUGAGUGCAUCGCAGCUUAUGACGAAGAGCUGGCUUUCUUUGGUAUUAUUCCAGAAAUUAUUGGUGACUGUUGUUAUGAGGAGUACAAAGACCGCCGAAGGGAGAAUGCAGAGAGACUACUGGAUGAUGCCGAUACAGAGAACGCAUCAGAAGGACCUUUACCCCCCAUGUCGUUGCGCCAGAAGCUGUGGCGGGCUUUUGAAAACCCACAUACCAGUACACUGGCCUUGGUGUUUUACUAUGUAACUGGAUUCUUCAUCGCUGUCUCUGUCAUUGCCAAUGUAGUGGAGACAGUUCCAUGCGGUACAAUGCCAGGCACCAUGCGGGAGUUGCCGUGUGGUGAACGUUACGUUAUGGCUUUCUUCUGUCUGGAUACAGCUUGCGUCAUGAUAUUUACUGUGGAGUACGUGUUACGCUUGGUGGCUGCGCCCAGUCGCUAUCGGUUUGUACGAAGUGUGAUGAGUAUUAUUGAUGUGGUAGCAAUCAUGCCAUACUACAUAGGCCUUGUGAUGACAAACAAUGAGGACGUAAGUGGUGCUUUUGUUACACUGAGAGUGUUCCGCGUGUUUCGGAUCUUCAAAUUUUCCCGCCACUCACAGGGUCUACGGAUCUUGGGCUAUACCCUUAAGAGCUGUGCCUCAGAGCUGGGCUUUCUGCUAUUCUCCCUCACUAUGGCUAUCAUCAUCUUUGCCACAGUAAUGUUUUAUGCUGAAAAGGGUUCUAUGAACAGCAGAUUCACUAGUAUACCCGCUGCCUUCUGGUACACUAUCGUCACCAUGACAACAUUGGGGUAA